GAGCUUGCAGUCACUUGAGUGGUAUUUCAACCGUACCUGUGUUUCUCUCCUGCAAAUAAUGUUUCACAGAAGCGGUUCAAAGCACUUGCUUCUACAGCAACAGCCACAGCAGAAAUGUCCUGAAUUGUGUGUGUAACACAGACCAGGAGCCUGUGAUCAGACACUCGCUGUCAGACUCGUUAAUGGACUUCAUGGAAGGAAACACACACCUCUUCACAGUUAACGUAGGCAAUGGCCGUUUCUCGGUCAGCUCCAUCUGCCUUUCGGGUAGCUUUUUUGCUAAGUAUAUUUUGGAGGAGGUGUGGGAGGAGGGGGAGAUGCUGCUGCUGCAUGUUGAAUGCAAAGCGCUCAGCUGUGAUAGGCUGAGGGGACGUGGAUACGCUGCCUAUGGACGCUGGCAACUGCAUCCUCUGUGCUUUAUAGCUGUCACAGAGGAGGAAAGAAAGACAGCGAGAAAGACAGAGGAGAAGGAAAAACCUUACCAACUCACUGGUUUUUCUGAUAAUAAGUCCUAAACUCUGAUACCCAUGGAUGCUGCAGAGUUCCGCAAGAGAGGGAAGGAGAUGGUGGACUAUAUUGCAGAUUACCUGGAGAAGAUAGAUAAAAGACAGGUCUUCCCAGAUGUGGAACCAGGAUAUCUAAGACCCCUCAUUCCAGACUGCGCACCCCAGGAUCCUGAGAGCUUUGAGGAUGUCUUUAAAGACAUUGAGAAGAUCAUUAUGCCAGGGGUGACUCACUGGCACAGUCCAUACUUCUUUGCCUACUUCCCUGCAGCCUCUUCCUUCCCAGCUCUUCUUGCAGAUAUGUUGUGUGGUGGAAUAGGAUGUGUGGGCUUCUCUUGGGCAGCAAGUCCAGCUUGCACAGAGCUGGAGACUGUCAUGCUGGAUUGGCUAGGGAAGAUGAUUAAUUUGCCUGAAGAGUUUUUAGCUGGCAAGGAUGGCCAAGGUGGAGGAGUCAUUCAGGGAAGUGCAAGCGAGGCCACCCUGAUUUCACUGCUUGCUGCAAGAACAAAAACUAUCAGAUGGUUGCAAUCAGAAAAGCCUGAGCUAGCAGAAGCAGACAUCAUGGGCAGGCUGGUGGCCUAUGCUUCCGAUCAGGCUCAUUCAUCAGUGGAAAGGGCUGCAUUAAUUGGUGCUGUGAAGAUUAAAAAAGUUUCUUCAGGUGAUACAUUUAGUGUUUGUGGUUCAGCCCUGAAGAAAGUUUUGGAGGAAGACAAAGCUUCUGGUCUUAUCCCAUUCUUUUUCUGUGCGACACUUGGAACCACACCUUGCUGCUCCUUUGACAAACUGUUAGAACUGGGUCCUAUUUGUAAUAAGGAAAAUAUCUGGAUGCAUAUUGAUGCAGCCUAUGCUGGGAGUGCAUUCAUCUGCCCUGAAUUCAGGCAUCUUUUAAAUGGAGUGGAGUUUGCAGAUUCAUUUAACUUUAAUCCUCACAAAUGGCUCCUAGUGAAUUUUGACUGCUCUGCUAUGUGGGUGAAGAAAAGAUCAGAUUUAACAGGUGCCUUUAAAUUAGAACCUCUUUACCUGCAGCAUCACCACCAGGAGUCUGGCCUUGUAACAGAUUAUCGGCACUGGCAGAUCCCCCUGGGCAGGAGGUUCCGCUCCCUGAAGCUCUGGUUCGUGCUGAGGAUGUAUGGGGUCACGGGGCUGCAGGAGCAUAUCCGCAAGCAUGUCAGGCUGUCGCAUCAAUUUGAACAUUUAGUCCUUCAGGAUGGAAGAUUUGAGAUCUGUGCUGAGGUUGUCUUGGGACUAGUCUGUUUUCGGCUGAAGGGCUCAAAUGAACUAAAUAAGGCACUUCUUAAAAGCAUAAAUGAGGCCAAGAAGAUUCAUCUGGUCCCAUGCCACCUGCGAGAGAAGUUUGUGCUACGUUUUGCUAUUUGUUCCCGCACAGUGGAAUCCACCCACAUCAAGUUUGCCUGGCAGCACAUCUCACAGCUGGCAACUGAUCUUCUGAAAACAUGGGAGCAAAACCACCACCAGCAGUAACAGCAGUGAAGUAGCAGUGGGGAGGAGGUAAUUAACUGGCUUUCUCUCUGUUGCCAAGUUUUAUUUUAGGGGCAGGUGGGAAAGUCAAAUUAUGAGGGAAAAAAAUACAAAACCUGUUGUUAUAUAGCCCAGCUGCAGUAGCAAAAUCCUUGCCAGCAAGUUGUGUUGUAACCUUAGUCAUUCCUUCUCUGUACUGUAGUUUCAUCUUGCCUGUUUCCAGGAUGCACAUAGCCAUGGGGACUCGAACUGUCAUUUCUUACCAGUUUGUAAUCAAGAGCAUUUAUUGAACCAGGCAGUGGAAAUGGAAGGGUUAGUGCUCCCUCCAUUGUCCCCAUUAACCGCUAGCACACCCACUCCUUUCUUCACAGAUGAAACUGUGAGGUGUUAUAACCAAUUAAUUUAACAUUACUAUGACUUCAGAAAGUAUCCAAGUUGGGAGAAGUUCAGUAACCUGGUUAUAACACUGUUCAGGUCCUAUCUAAACAGCCACGCACAAACGUUGUCAUGAUUUGGGGCACUAUCAUGUCAUGACACGCUUGCUGCAAUAAUUUUGUAAAUGAAGUUAGGACUUCAAGACUUCCUUCAUUACCUAGCCAGAUCAGGGGGGAGUGAGCACUAAAUGAAUGCUAACGGUCCUUAUGGCAGGUUCUCUACUUUCUCUUAAAGGGUUUGCUUUUAAAACAGCCAUUUUGUCAAAUCUCAGCAAAUGGGUUAUGCUGGCUAUUGGGUUUCACUUUGAUCAUUCAGAAUGAGGCCUCUUAAAAGCUCCUUCUUAAGACUUUUGUCAAAAGCCAUGUGCUACCUGGUAUUCUAUAUUUUUAACCAAGUUAUAAGCAGUGGUGACUUGAAAAUAAUCUGUAAGCUAUGUUCUGUGGAAUAGAGUUGUGAUUUCUUUUUAUGGCUACCAUUCUUCUUACUUCAUUGUGUGAUAAAUCUUUGACAAAAUGUGCUAAGAAAUGUGAUGGCAAAAAUGUUACUCUUCAUUUCUCAAAUUAGCUAACGAGAUAACAUAUUACAAUAAAAAUAGAAAUUAAGAGAACUACUCCCCAAAAUAUGCUGUGGUGCCCCCAUUAGUGGUUUUCUUCCAUUAACAGUGACACAUGGAACAUGAAAAUAUUGGAAAACAAUUAACCUUAAGAGAAAGUCAAAUAAUGUGUACUUGACACAAGCCAUUGAUAUGUCAUCCUGUUGAAUGCAGGUACAGUAAAGAGGUGAAAUGAAAGUCAGAAACAAUAGCUGACUUUAAUAAGUACUUCUGCCAUUUUAAAAACAUAAAUUCCAGACAGUUAUUUCUAUGUAAAUAAGAACAAAAUAAAGAGCUACUCCAGGAAAAAUAAUCUGUAGGAUUCAUUUCUACAUUUGCAUUUGUUUUAAUCUUUUCCUUUUACUGCUCAUAUUAACUUCUAAAGCAUCUUGAACAGCUUGCACAAUUAUUCAGCUUUCUUCCUCCAUCCCUUGCAAGUAUAAUUCCUACAUUUGGGAAGUUGCAAGUAGACCAUGAAACAUGCACCGGGACAGUUAAUUUGGCAUGCAGUCUGCUCCUACCUACCAUCUUUCCAGAAGGGAUUAAAGAAGUUGACUAUGGACCAGGUGGAUUUUUCUGGUGAUUCUGGUGAUUCCUUACACCUCACUGCUGUGGUGCAAACUGGGGAAGGAUUAGUAUGAAUGUGUGUGCAAGUGCUACAUAAGAGGUGUGCAUGAAUCCUGACGCUUAGGAAGAACUGACCAAGCUCUGCGUUUCCAGCAGGUCGAGCUAUGCGACUAGGGGAGGCGAUGGCAUACCGCCCUUCUGUAAGGCUAGCCAGGAGCUAUGUUAUCCACCCAGAUGGAAAAGCUGAUUACUAUUUCUUGAAGGAAUUGGUUUCACAGGUAACAGAUGAAGCAAGGGGUGACAAAUUAAUCUGGGAAAAACAAGUAAAACUCGAGCAGGUGACUGAGCCAUUCCACAAGAUACUAUUCUCAGCCACAGUAUCAGAAAUUUUGAUAGCAUCAUUCUCUUUAGCAGAACCAAUGUGAAAUUAAGGUUUUCUGUAGUAGCACAAUGCAAUAGAUUGGUAGACUGAAGAGCACGGAAAAUGCUGGCAGUUGUUUCCUUUCUCUGUUGUUAGUUUUUUUAAAACAUUAUUCAGUUUUCAUGACUUGGGAAACAGUGUUCAUCCAUAGCACAUAUGGUCCACACUGAUACCAUUUUACAACUUUUACAUUAUGAAAACACUAGAAGCUAGGAGCCAGAGAAGAAUUACACCGUCUCUGUGAGACCAGUAUUUUGUAUGUGAAAUAUAUAACCAGGUCUGUCCAGGAAAAAAAAAGAGAUCAGAUUCUGAUCAAAGCUAUCGUAAGAGUAAAUCCAGGAUAAUUCCACUGAAAUGAAAUGGAGUUGCUUUGGGCUUAUGUGACUAUAAUUGAAACUAAAAUCUAACUAAUAAGUAUUGGAAAAGAAAUGCAUAAAGUAAGGCAACACCAGACUGAAUAUAAGCGGAUUUUGGUGGAAAUCCUCUCCAUGGAAACCAGAGCAGAGGUGGAUGAUGCAUGCCUGUGUGAGCCUCAGAACUGCUGUAGAACAGGGACGCGGGCAGGAUGCACAUCCAAACCCAGGAGAGGUGAAAUGUUCCCAACAGCCCAGGAUUAGACAUAGGUCCCUCUAGACAUUCGUGGGAAAAUGUUGCCAAAACUGACAUUCAAUUAAACAUUUUUCAGCGUGGGUAUCAGUUUUAGAAAAGACUGUUGUCCAGAUACUGAAACUCCUUUUGGCAAAGAAUUUAGGAUAAGGGUUAAUUUAAAAUAUUAUAAAUGCAGUAGAACUGUUAAUUUAUUUUUGUUUUUAAAGAACUGAUGUAAGCAAAUCUUCUAAUAAACAGCAGUGCCAAGACCCAUGGAAUUACAUUUCCCCAUGGCCAGCCCAAUACAGAAAUCUGAAGUUCACAGUUCUAGUUUUUCUGAAAUUCUGGGAUGAUUUGAAUAUGUAAUUGGUGAGGGCCGCUGUCAUGGUUUAACUGCAGCCAGCAACUAAGCACCACGCAGCUGCUCACUCACUUCCCCCCCACCCAGUGGGAAAAAAAGUAAAACUCGUGAGUUGAGAUAAGAACAGUUUAAUAGAACAGAAAAGAAGAAACUAAUAAUGAUAACACCACUAAUAAAAUGACAAUAAUAAUAGAAGGAUUGGAAUAUACAAAACAAGCGAUGCACAAUGCAUUGCUCACCACCUGCCGACCUGUGCCCAGUGAGUUCCUGAGCAGCAAUUCCCCCCAGGCCAACUGCCCCCAGUUUAUAUACUGGGCUUGACAUCACAUGGUGUGGAAUACCCCUUUGGCCAGUUUGGGUCACUGCCCUGGCUGUGUCCCCUCCCAACUCCUUGUGCCCCUCCAGCCUUCUCGCUGGCUGGGCAUGAGAAGCUGAAAAAUCCUUGACUUGGUAUAAGCACUACUUAGCAACAACUGAACACAUCAGUGUGUUAUCAACGUUCUUCUCAUACUGAAUCCAAAACAUAGCACUAUACCAGCUACUAGGAAGACAAUUAGCUCUAUCCCAGCUGACACCAAGAUAUUGGUAUUUUAGUAUUCAGUCUCUCAUACCCUCUUUUCCCCAUGUGAUAAUUCCUUUGUAGACUAUUAAUGUUAGGUCAUCUGAAAACGGAAUCUGGGCUAUGUAAUCAACUCAAGAACAAGAGUGUUUAACAUUUUGAAAGAAGAACCUAACUGCUGUUUCUGUUCUGUAGCUUUGCAACAUAGCUGUAAGUGAAAAAUACUGUAUGAAUAGUUAACAUGUGAACCUGGAUUUAUUGUGCCUUGUGUGCAAAAGUUAAUGCAGUCUGUGCCAAUUAAUACUGUUUGAUGUUAAAAAUAAUUACCAAAUCUCAGAAUUGUACUUUAGUAGAAUAUCCACAUCUCAAGGGAGACAGUGCGGCUACUAGAGAAGGAGGGAAAAAAGUAACUUUUCAGCAACCAUAUGUUUUUUUUUUUUAAAUAGUAGAGUGCUAGUACAAUGCUUACAUUCUUAGUAAUAAUGACAGAUUAUGAAUAUAUUUAUUACUGAUGGGGAAAUAUUGAAAAGAUAAUGUAUUUAUAAAAGUAUUGUUAAUAUAUUAUACUCUGAACUGCAUUAUAAUUAUUAAAUUUCUAAUUUUCUCUUGCCUUUACAUGUAAGAUUCUGCUCAUGCUGGUUGUUUUUUUGUUGUUGAUGUCUCCUGUAAGGAUACCAUAUUUGAUGAGUAGUACCCACAUUGCAGUUGCCUUACAACAGCA
Harpia harpyja (harpy eagle) is the source of this 6226-nucleotide messenger RNA. RefSeq names its product dopa decarboxylase (gene DDC). The transcript has 14 exons. Gene Ontology annotation, biological process: catecholamine metabolic process; amino acid metabolic process; serotonin biosynthetic process. The record is from RefSeq and is a predicted model, not a curated record. Lineage: Eukaryota; Metazoa; Chordata; Aves; Accipitriformes; Accipitridae. The coding region runs from base 528 to 1985 and encodes 485 amino acids. Gene Ontology annotation, molecular function: pyridoxal phosphate binding; aromatic-L-amino-acid decarboxylase activity.